This is a messenger RNA of Ascochyta rabiei, 12927 nucleotides long. Its product is annotated as dynein heavy chain. Gene Ontology annotation, biological process: microtubule-based movement. NCBI's taxonomy places the organism in Eukaryota, Fungi, Ascomycota, Dothideomycetes, Pleosporales, Didymellaceae. The transcript has 3 exons. Bases 1 to 12927 code for a protein of 4308 amino acids. Gene Ontology annotation, molecular function: ATP binding; minus-end-directed microtubule motor activity; ATP hydrolysis activity. Gene Ontology annotation, cellular component: dynein complex. The record is from RefSeq and is a predicted model, not a curated record.
AUGGAGGGACCACUCUCCCCAGGGGCCGUCAACGGCAGCUCACGAGCGCCGAGUCCCACGCCGCCCACGCCGCCCACGCCGCCCACCAUCGAUCCUCAGAUCAUCGUCGACUACCUGGAAAAGGUGCUCGGCGUCAAUCUGGGCGCUUCAGAGCGAGAUCUCUAUGCGCCUGGAAGCUUGCUCUCCGACGACAAGCGCACCGACACCCUGCAGAGAUGCGCGCAGUUCUCCAAGGAGAACCAGCUGGUGCUCUACAUCAUCAAGGAGAGAAGCCCAGAGGCUUCCGUUGACGCGUUGGACGAGACGAAUGGCGAGUACACGCGAGCCGACCAAGUUACGAUUUCGACUCUUCCCGGCUUCAUACUUUCUAAUAACAACUCGUCGCAAGAUGGCGCCCCCUUCGAGUUCAUCCAUUCGUUCAUUCAAUCUGCAUUUGAGCCGUACUUUGACAGCUACACAAAGACAAAGAACCAACGCAACCAGAAGGAAUUGUACAGCAAGGGCGAGAGCGACUCGAGGACAGGCAUCUCGGCGGCGAAGAAGAAGAUGGCAGAGCUGGCGUUGGCAAUGCAGCACCUGUCCGACAACGCUGACAUCCCCGAACUGCUCCUGCCAUUGCACCCCCACAUCCAGCUGGCUCUGCAAGAUGCGGAACGUCAAGGGUUAAAGCCUUCACCGGAUCUGAUCCCCUCAGCCGUCGUGCAGGACAGCGUCUUUCUCAACCAGCUACAAGGAACCGUCAACGGGUGGAUCAAGUCGAUACAGACCAUCACGAAAACGACUCGCGAUGUCUCCACCGGAACAGCUGCCCAGGAGAUCAACUUCUGGAUCUCGAUGGAAUCUAGGCUGCACGAUAUCGAGGCCCAACUGAGUAGUGCUGGUGUCCGGUUGACCCUGGACGUGCUCAAGAAUGCGAAGAGAUUCCAGGCCACAGUCAGCUUCAGCGCCGACACCGGAUUGAAGGAGACCACCGACCUGGUGCAGAAGUACAAUUCCCUUAUGAAAGAAUUUCCACUGGACCAGCUGCACACUUCGACGUCUCUCGUUGCUGUUGAAGAUGCCAUCAACCAGAUCUUCAACCACCUCAACAAGAAGCUGCGUAUUUGCCCGUAUCCAAUUCGCCGAGCCCUGCCUCUUGUGGAAGCCAUCUCCGCUGACCUUGAUGUCGAGUUGCACAAGAAGCUGUCCGGACGUACCUUGAUGCACAUGGACUACCCCGAGUUUCAAGCAAUCAUGGACGUCGCAGAAAAGAUCUGGCGUACAUGGGAAGACGAUGUCAAAGAGUUCACCAACGUUGCUCGCGAAGUAACGAGGCGGAGGAAUGAGAAGUUCAUCCCCAUCAAGAUCAACCCGCGCCAUCGAGAGACUGAGGAGCGCAUUCGCUACGUCACCACUUUCAGGAAGAAUCAUGAGCAGCUGCAGCGCACAAUUGUCAACGUUCUCGGCACGCAGUCCAAGCUGGCUGAUGGUUCGCAGACCAAGGAAGUGAUUAUCGAGGAGAUUGGCGACGUUGACGCCGUGAAGGAGGUCAAAGAAGCCUACGACGUCCUGAAAGACGUGGAUGUUUUGGAUGUGUCGCCAGAGGGCACGCGCUUGUUUGAGCAGGCUGAGCAGAAGUACAACGAACGUACCUCGCGUGUCGAGAACUCCAUCAUUGCUAGACUGCGCGACCGUCUGGGAACCGCCAAAACUGCCAGCGAGAUGUUCCGAGUCUUCUCCAAGUUUAAUCCCCUCUUCGUGCGACCUAAGAUUCGAGGAGCUAUCUCGGAGUACCAGACGCAACUCAUCGAAAGCGUCAAGCAGGACAUUCAAGCACUUCAUGAGCGUUUCAAGCGCCAGUACGCGAAUUCCGAAGCACACGCAAUGGCACAACUCCGCGACUUCCCUCCGGUUUCCGGAGCCGUUAUCUGGGCUCGACAAAUCGAAAUUCAGCUCGAAAAGUACAUGGGCAAGGUCGAGGACAUUCUAGGAAAAGACUGGGUUCUCCACGCCGAAGGACAGAAGCUUCAAGCGGAGAGCAACAUGUUCAAGAAGAAGCUAGACACACGCCCCAUCUUCGAGAGUUGGCUGCAAGCAGUCGCGCGCAACAAGCUUUCGAUCUCUGGACGUUUGUUUCUUGUCAGCAGGAACCGCGCUGCAGGCAAUAUCCUGGAGCUGAACGUGAACUUUGAUGGCCAGGUCAUUGCUCUGUUCAAGGAAGUGCGUAAUCUGGCGUGGCGUGGCCACCAAAUCCCGCACGGCAUCAACAACAUCUCGAAAGAAGCCAAGCGAGUCUAUCCCUACGCUGUUAGUCUGAUGGAGAGUGUCAGAACCUAUACUCAGACUGUUCGCUCGAUAUCUGAACUGAGUGGAGUUGCUCUUCUGCUCAACAACUAUGCCAACGACGUUCAAAUUCUCGUCGGAAAGGGCGUGCCUCUCAAGUGGGAGUCCUUCGUCCAUGCAUACGACUUGCAUGUUCGUCAAUCCGGGUUCCCUGCUGGAGCUGGAAGUGUCCGGAGCGAGAGCAAGCACGUUCAGUUCGUCCGUGACUUCCAGGCUGCAACAUCUCUGCUUCAAACCAAGGUUGCAACUCUUGUAGGCAUCAACGCUGUUGUUGACAAAGCGUUGAAGGAGCUAGAGGUAUGCCCAUACAACAAGGAGGCUUUCCAACAGAACUUGGAAAUCAUUCAGAAGUCCGUUGAUCAGCUCAAUCUCGAGAACUACGCCAACCUCGCCACUUGGGUGUCAGACAUGAAUGUUCGUAUUGAAUCCAUCCUUCUUGUACGCCUCAACCGCGCCAUGUCGCACUGGAUCGAGGUCUUCAACAACGAUGGCGAAGACGAUAUCGACCGUCGGCCUACAAGCGAACCCGCAGGCGGGGAUGCAAACGAAGUCAAACCUUCAUUAUCUCGACUAACCCUUGAGAUCACCAUGCGAAAUCAGGUUAUCUACCUGAGUCCUCCAGUAGAAUACGCCCGGGCGAGUUGGCUUGAGCAGCUUCAGCAAUGGCUCGCCGUCGUAUGCACGCUCCAGAAGAUCAAAGCUUCGCGAUACGAGAUCCGAUUGGAGUCAACAAAGGAUGCUGCCAGCAAUCAGUUCUCGGAGCUCCCAAGCAAGUGUACUAAUUCACUAAUUGAAGUGUACGGCGCCGUUGAGGGCAAGUUAGGAGACAUCUCUGCGUAUGUUGAUGAGUGGCUCCAAUUCCAGUCUUUGUGGGAUCUACAGUCUGAUCACGUUUACGACAUACUUGGGGAGGAUCUUUCACGAUGGCUGCAGCUUUUGCAAGAGAUCCGUAAGACUCGCUCUACGUUCGACAACUCAGAUAUUAGCCGUCGUUUCGGCUACGUCACGGUCGACUACGAUCAAGUGCAGGUCAAAGUCAACGCCAAAUAUGACCAGUGGCAACAAGAGAUUCUCACGAAGUUUGCCAGCAGGCUCGGCCAGCGUAUGAAUGAGGUCUACGUUGAGAUCUCGAAAGCUCGCAAGGACCUUGAGGUGCAGACCCUUGAAGCAUCCUCUACCGCUCAGGCUGUGUCGUUCAUCACAACUGUUCAGCAAUGCAAGCGUCAGGUAAUGGAGUGGGAACCAGAGAUCUCAACCUUUCGUCAGGGGCAAGCCACUCUAAACCGACAGCGCUACCAGUUCCCACAGAAUUGGCUGCCAAUGGAGCAGAUUGACCACGAAUGGCAGACGCUGACUGAAGUGUUAAGCCGGAAGACCAAAAUUGCCGACGACCAAGCCGAUGCGCUUCGAGCCAAGAUUGCCGCCGAAGACAAGAUUGUCAACCAGAAAAUCUCCGACGUGACUACCGAGUGGGCUGCGGAGAAGCCGGUAGCUGGAGACCUUGCCCCGGAAGAGGCAGCCGCCAUCCUCGCUAGAUAUGACAAGAGAAUUGACCAGUUGACAACUGAGUCCAGCAAUCUUUCGAAGGCGAAGGACGCUUUGGGACUGCCUCCAUCGCCUAUCACCAUCCUCAAUGACCUCUACGACGAAGUGCAUGACUUUAAGCAGGUCUGGUCAAUUCUUGAUUCUGUUUGGAAACGUAUCAAUGACCUUCGUGAGGAGCUUUGGACCAGCAUACAACCUCGUCGACUCAGAAAGAUUCUUGAAGACCAGAUGCAAGACACAAAGGAAAUGCCGGCGAAGCUCCGACAGUACCAAGCUUUUGAUCAUGUUCAGAAUACCUUGAAGCAACUCAGCAAGGACAACGUCAUACUCUCAAAGCUACGGUCUGAUGCUGUACGCGAACGUCAUUGGGUCAAAAUUUUCAAGCAACUGAGGCCUCAGAAGAGGUAUUCCCCGACUCAAAUGACUCUGGGUGACGUAUGGGAUCUUAAACUGGGCCCUAGCGAGAAAGUCAUCGAAGAUGUCAUCAGUCAAGCCACAGGCGAGAUGGCGCUGGAAGAGUUCAUCAGACAGGUUCGCGAGACCUGGCAAGAUUAUACGCUGGAGCUGGUCAACUAUCGGAACAAGUGCCGCCUCAUCAAGGGCUGGGACGAACUCUUCGCCAAGUGCAGUGAGAACCUCAACUCAUUGCAAGCCAUGCGACACUCCCCGUACUACAAGGAGUUUGAAGAGGAGGCUUCCGCGUGGGAGGACAGACUUAAUCGCGUCCACGUUUUGUUCGAUGUCUGGAUCGAUGUCCAGCGCCAGUGGGUCUACCUGGAAGGAGUCUUCACAGGCAAUGCCGACAUCAAGAGUCUCUUACCAAUGGAGUCCUCACGCUUCCAGAACAUCAACACCGAGUUCUUGGCCGUCAUGAAGAAGGUCUCCCGUCAACCAAGUGUACUCGAAGUGCUCAACAUCUCUGGUGUUCAAAAGUCACUCGAGCGCCUCGCUGAUCUCCUCAACAAGAUCCAGAAAGCCCUCGGAGAGUACCUCGAGCGUGAACGUGUAGCAUUUCCUCGCUUCUACUUCGUCGGUGAUGAAGAUCUCCUUGAGAUCAUCGGUAACAGCAACGAUGUUCUCCGCAUUGCCAAGCAUCUCAGGAAGAUGUUUGCUGGUAUUUCUGGUCUCAUCACCGAUGAGGAUGAUGUCAUCACAGGGUUCACUUCCAAGGAGGGCGAAGAAGUGAAGCUGCGUAAGAAGAUCUCGCUUGUCCAGACACCGAGAAUCAACGAAUGGCUCGGCGCACUCGAACUGAACAUGAAGACCACUCUAGCGGAACUGACAUUCGAGGCUUUCGAGGAGUUCGCUCAGCUCAUGACCGCUGAUACGAUGGACCCAGGCGCCUUCAAGGACUACAUUGCCAGGUACCCGACUCAAGUUGUCGUACUCGGAACUCAAAUCGCCUGGACUCAGACCGUCGAGGCGUCUCUCACCGCAGAAGGCACCACCCUGCCCGACCUUUACGAGAGACAGGUCAAGACGCUCAAGCUGUUGGCCGAUGCAGUCCUUGGCGACCUUGAGCCUAUCCAUCGUAGGAAAUGUGAAGACCUCAUCACUGAGUUCGUCCACCAACGCGAUGUCAUUCAUAAGUUGCAAAAGGUUGGCGCUCACUCGCCGACCCAUCACAUGUGGCUCUUGUCGAUGCGAUACGUAUACGAACCUGGCCAUGACUUGCUGAAGCGCCUGAGGAUCAAGAUGGCCAAUGCUGUCCUCGACUAUGGAUUCGAGUACUUGGGUGUAGCCGAUCGUCUUGUCAGAACUCCACUUACUGAUCGCUGUUUCCUCACACUCACCCAGGCUAUGUGUCAGCGGCUUGGUGGCUCGCCAUACGGACCUGCCGGCACAGGAAAGACCGAAUCAGUCAAAGCGCUCGGCGUGCAGCUUGGCCGCUUCACUCUCGUCUUCUGCUGUGACGACACUUUUGACUUCCAGGCCAUGGGUCGCAUUUUCCUUGGUAUCUGCCAGGUUGGUGCGUGGGGCUGUUUCGAUGAGUUCAACCGUCUUGAGGAGCGUAUCCUAUCGGCUGUCUCACAGCAAAUUCAGAACAUCCAGCUGGGUCUCAAGAAGGGGGCUGAAGACGAAAAGACUCAAAUUGAGCUUAUUGGUCGCCAGCUGAAAGUCAACGGCAAUACCGGUGUUUUCAUUACGAUGAACCCUGGCUAUGCCGGCCGUUCCAAUCUGCCUGACAACCUGAAGAAACUAUUCCGAAGCAUCGCCAUGUCUAAGCCGGACAAAGAACUCAUCGCCGAAGUCAUGCUUUACUCCCAGGGUUUCUCGCAAGCCCGAGACCUCUCGAAACAGGUUGUUCCCUUCUUCGAUAGCUGUGCUUCUAGUCUUUCCAAGCAAGCCCAUUACGAUUUCGGUCUGCGUGCACUCAAGAGUGUGCUUGUCAGUUCUGGUGGGCUCAAGCGAGCUCGCAUCGCCGUUGCAGACACCAAAGAGGCAGAUGAAGUUAUCAUGGAGCCUCAGAUUAUCGUUCAGAGUCUGCGAGAGACCAUUGCUCCCAAGCUCAUUCGCUCUGAUGUCGACAUCAUGAGGAGCAUUGAAGAAGAGGCAUUCCCUGGGGUUCGAUACAUCCCAGCAUCUCUCGACAAGCUGACUGAGGCCAUCCGCAAACAAGCAGCUCAGUCAAAACUGGCUGUCAGCGAAGCUUGGAUGACCAAGAUCCUCCAGCUUUAUCAAAUCCAGAACUUGCAUCACGGUGUUAUGAUGGUGGGGUCUUCAGGCUCUGGCAAGUCAGCAGCGUGGAAGACGCUUUUAGCUGCAAUGCAAGCAGUCGAAGGCGUGGAAGGCGUCUGCCACGUUAUCGACCCCAAGGUCAUGUCCAAGGAGCAACUCUACGGCACCCUGGAUAGCACAACCCGAGAAUGGAGCGAUGGUCUCUUCACCGGCAUUCUUCGCAAGAUUGUCGACAACCUACGUGGUGAAGAUAGCAAGCGUCAUUGGAUCGUAUUUGACGGCGACGUCGAUCCUGAGUGGGUGGAGAACCUGAACUCCGUUCUCGAUGACAACAAGCUGCUCACCCUGCCCAACGGUGAGCGCCUCAACCUUCCGUCCAACGUGCGCAUCAUGUUCGAAGUCGAGACGCUCAAGUACGCCACACUGGCUACAGUGUCUCGUUGCGGCAUGGUGUGGUUCAGCGAUGAUACCGUCAACGUCGACAUGAUGAUCGACAACUACAUCGAGAACCUCAAGACUACUGCAUUCGAGGAUAUCGAAGAUGAAUCUGUUGCACCAGGGCAAAUGUCACAGACCACACUUGCCACUCAGGGACUGAUCGCAGACUUCCUGAAAAUCAAACUUACCCAAGACCGAUUCAUCGAGAAGGCGCUGAGCAUGGCACGAAAAUUCAAGCACAUAAUGGAGUACACCGACAUCCGCGCACUCAACACCCUGUUCUCUUUGCUGAACAAGGCAUGCCGCAACGUCAUUGAGUACAACGUCCAGCACCACGAUUUCCCGCUUGAGGACGACAAGAUGGAGGCUUAUCUUUCCAAGAAGUUGCUUGUCGCUAUCGUCUGGGCGCUUGUCGGUGACUGCCCACUGUCAGACCGCAAGCAGUUUGGUGAUCUUGUAGCCGGUAUGACAGACGUUGAGCUACCACUUCUUAACGAAUCCACCUCCCUCAUCGACUAUGAUGCCAAACCCGAGAAGCCAGACUGGGACAUGUGGCAGAACCAGGUACCCAAUGUCGAAGUCAACACCCACUCCAUUGUGCAAACAGACGUUGUCAUCCCGACCCUUGACACUGUCCGACACGAAGACGUUCUUUACUCAUGGCUUGCUGAACAUAAGCCACUGCUGCUUUGCGGACCGCCAGGUUCCGGUAAAACUAUGACGCUAUUCAGUGCUCUUCGCAAGCUUCCGAAUAUGCAGGUCGUCGGUCUCAAUUUCUCCAGCGCAACGACCCCCGACCUACUGAUCAAGACCUUCGAGCAAUACUGCGAGUACAAGAAGACUGUAAAUGGUGUUCAGCUCACACCAACUCAGAUCGGUCGCUGGCUCGUCAUCUUUUGCGAUGAGAUCAACCUGCCUGCACCUGACAAGUAUGGUACUCAACGUGCAAUAUCCUUCUUGCGUCAGCUUGUCGAGCACAAUGGCUUCUGGAGGACUUCAGACAAGACUUGGGUCACUCUUGACCGCAUCCAGUUCGUCGGUGCUUGUAACCCUCCAACAGAUGCUGGUCGUACGCCUAUGGGCCUACGUUUCCUACGCCACGCCCCGCUUGUUAUGGUCGAUUACCCCGGUGAACAGUCACUGCUUCAAAUCUACGGCACGUUCAACAGCGCCGUACUCAAGAUUAUUCCAACUCUACGCGGUUACUCAGACGCUCUGACUAGGGCCAUGGUCCAAUUGUAUUCCGAAUCUCAGAAGAGGUUUACUCCUGACAUCCAGCCUCACUAUGUUUAUUCACCUCGCGAGCUCACACGCUGGGUACGUGGUAUCUACGAAGCUCUCCGACCGCUAGAGACACUACCAGUCGAAGGUCUCGUACGAAUUUGGGCGCACGAAGCCUUGCGAUUGUUUCAAGACCGUCUCAUUGCUGAAGAUGAGCGAGCGUGGACUGAAGAAUGCGUCCACCGCGUUGCAUUGGAGCAUUUUCCCACCAUUGAUGAAGACAAGGCUCUCAGUGGCCCUAUUCUGUUCUCCAACUGGUUGUCGAAGAAUUAUGUACCAGUCGAGCGUGAGCACCUUCGAGACUUUGUCAAAGCACGUCUUCGCACGUUCUGUGACGAAGAGGUCGACGUUCCUCUCAUUCUAUUCAACGACGUCCUGGAACACGUCCUUCGCAUCGAUCGAGUUUUCCGUCAACCUCAGGGUCAUCUCAUUCUCAUUGGUGUGAGUGGUUCCGGAAAGACUACUCUGUCGCGCUUUGUAGCAUGGAUGAACGGUCUGAGCGUGUACCAGAUCAAGGUUCAUGGCAAGUACACAGGCGAUGACUUUGACGAGGACCUUCGCAACGUACUCCGUCGCUGUGGUUGCAAGGGCGAGAAGAUCUGUUUCAUUCUUGACGAAGCCAACGUUCUUGACUCCGGCUUCCUGGAGCGCAUGAACACACUGCUCGCCAACGCCGAAGUGCCUGGUCUAUUCGAAGGCGACGAGUAUGCCACUUUGAUGACGUCUAUCAAGGAGGGCGCUCAGCGACAGGGCAUUAUUCUCGACUCCCAGGAAGAGCUCUACAAGUGGUUUACCGAGCAGAUUGUCAAGAACCUGCACGUGGUUUUCACAAUGAACCCUCCUGAGGAAGGUCUUUCUUCCAAGGCUGCCACCAGUCCCGCACUGUUUAACCGUUGUGUACUCAACUGGUUCGGAGAUUGGUCAGAUCAGGCUUUGUACCAGGUCAGCUCUGAGUUGACUCAGUCCGUGGAUUUGGACCGAUCAAACUAUGCUGCGCCAGACAGCAUUCCAAUCGCUUAUCGCGGGCUCAAACUUCCACCUUCUCACCGCGAGAGCGUAGUCAACGCUAUGGUCGCCGUCCACCACUCUUUGCGAAGUAAAAACAACAAGCUGCAGAAGACGCAGAACCGGAAGAUGUAUUUGACACCUCGCCACUUCUUGGACUUCGUUGCGCAAUACGUCAAGCUCUACAACCAAAAGCGGGAGGAUCUUGAGGAGCAGCAACGCCAUCUUAACGUCGGUCUAGAGAAAUUACGCGAAACGUUCGACAAAGUCAAGGAACUGCGAGUGAGUCUCGCUGAGAAGAAGACACAGCUUGAACAAAAGUCUGCAGAAGCGAACCAGAAGCUGCAGCAAAUGGUUGCAGAUCAACGGCAGGCCGAAGAGAAGAAGGCUGGCGCUAAGCAAUUAGAGGCUCAGCUCCAAAAAGACCGCGAAGAGAUCACGAAGCGAAGUGUGGUAGUCAACCAAGACUUGGCUGCUGCUGAACCGGCUGUUAUCGAAGCACAAAAGAGUGUUCAGAAUAUCAAACGACAGCACUUGACUGAAGUUCGAUCCAUGGGCAAUCCGCCAGCUGGUGUUAAGCUGGCCUUGGAGGCUGUAUGUACGCUCCUUGGCCAUAAACCGGACAGCUGGAAGACCAUCCAAGGUAUUGUCAGGCGCGAUGACUUCAUUGCCAGUAUCGUUGCCUUCGACAAUGAGAGGCAGAUGACUGCUCCACUGCGUAGGAAGAUGCAAGCAGAGUAUCUGUCCAAAGAGGAUUUCACUUUUGAAAAGGUGAAUCGCGCGUCGAAGGCUUGCGGUCCACUUGUACAGUGGGUCUCAGCACAAGUCACAUACUCUGAUAUUCUCGAUCGGGUUGGACCUCUCCGCCAAGAAGUCUUUGACCUCGAGCAGGAGUUAGAGAAGACUGAAGAGGGCGCACGUGAGACUCAGAUUUUGAUUGCAAAGCUCGAUCAGAACAUCAAGCGGUACGAAGAGGACUACGCCGUGUUGAUCAGCGAGACGUCAGCCAUCAAGAACGAGAUGUCAACUGUUCAAUUCAAGGUCGAUCGCAGCGUGCGUCUGCUCGACAGUCUGUCCUCCGAGCGAUCGCGAUGGGAGGAGAGUAGCAAGUCUUUCGAUUCACAGAUUGACACCAUCGUUGGAGAUGUUCUUGUUGCUGCCGCUUUCAUUGCCUACGCUGGUUACUAUGAUCAGCAGUACAGGAAGGCUUUGACUGAAGACUGGUAUGAUCAUCUCAAGAACUCUGGCAUCAGCUUCAAGACACCCAACUCAUUCACGGAGUACCUCUCGACUGCCGAUGAUCGACUUACAUGGCAGCACAAUGGUUUGCCCGUUGACGACCUGUGCACCGAGAAUGCCAUCAUUCUCCAGCGCUUCAACCGCUACCCGCUCAUCAUCGACCCAUCCGGCAGAACAACUGAGUUCUUGCAGAACGAAUGCAAGGAUCGUCGCCUCACGGUCACGAGCUUCCUGGAUGACUCCUUUACAAAGCAGCUUGAGAGUUCUUUGCGUUUUGGCAACCCCAUCCUGAUCCAGGAUGCUGAGCACCUUGACCCGAUUCUAAAUCACGUUCUCAACAAGGAGUACCAAAGGACCGGCGGCCGUUGCCUCAUCCAACUAGGCAAGCAAGAGAUUGAUUUCUCGUCAACAUUCCGUCUCUAUCUUUCAACUAGCGACCCCUCUGCCAACUUCGCUCCCGAUAUCUGCAGUCGCACCACAUUCGUCAACUUUACAGUCACGCAGAGCAGUCUGCAGACUCAGACUCUCAACGAAGUUCUCAAGUCUGAGCGGCCUGAUGUGGACGAGCGACGUUCCAAUCUCAUCAAAAUGCAGGGUGAGUUUGCUGUUCAUCUACGCCGACUUGAAAAGCGUCUUCUUGAAGCCCUCAACGAGUCUCGAGGUAACAUUCUUGAUGACGACCGUGUCAUUGAGACCCUGGAGACUCUCAAAAAAGAAGCAAAGGACAUAUCAGACAAGGUCUCGGAGACCGCUGGUGUCAUGACGGAGGUUGAAACUAUCACUAAGGAGUACACUGUCGUUGCCCGUUCGUGUUCGGCUAUCUUUGCAGUCUUGGAGCAGCUGCAUCACCUUAACCACUUCUACCAGUUUUCUCUCCAAUACUUCACUCAGAUAUUCGAAACAGUGCUCAAGAAAGUCAAGAACGGUUCCACCACGAAUCAUGCUGCACGCAUCGAUCAAAUUAUUACUGAGCUCUUUGUCGAUGCCUACCGUCGCACUUCGUUGUCUCUGCUACAGAAAGACCGCGUCACCUUUGCAAUGCUCCUCGUACAGGCGGCGCCAUACAAGAUGGACAAGACCCUCAUCGAUAAGAUUCUCGAUGUGGACGUAGAGGCAGUCGAUGUUUCCACGCAGCCCGAACGUAAGAAAGAAGCAUUGCAACGCGCAACCAGGUUAUCCAUCUUCAAGAACGAGCUUGAGAAGAUCGACGAGAACGUCUGGGAUGCCUUCCUGACAGAGGAGCUUGGCGAGCAACACGUGCCGCAGGCUUGGCCAGAAGAUCUCAACAAGUUUGACAAGCAAUUGCGGGCUCUCAUCUUGAUCAAGUUGUUCCGCGUCGACCGGUUUGUCCCAGCUGUUGAACGCUUUGUCACCGAGGUAUUCGGCAAAGGCAUCCUGGAUGCCAGUGGUGAUCUUGGCGACAUCGUCAAGCAAGUCAACGCCACCACCCCUAUUGCACUCAGCUCCAGCCCUGGCUUCGAUGCCAGUUACAAGGUCGACAACCUCGUCGAACGGGAGCACGUUUCCUGCUCCAACAUCGCCAUGGGUUCGAAUGAAGGUGCUACAACUGCGGACAAAGCCAUUGCCAAUGCUGCUACCACCGGCAACUGGGUGCUUGUCAAGAACGUCCAUCUGGCCCCUCAAUGGCUGCAGUCACUUGAGAAGAGACUGGAGGCGCUCAAGCCCAACCCCGACUUCCGCCUCUUCCUGUCGAUGGAGUCCAGCCCAAAGAUCCCGGUCAACCUGCUUCGAGCUUCUCGUGUCUUGUCGUACGAGCAACCUGCUGGUAUCCGCGCCAAUAUGAAGGACUCACUGUCAUCUCUAGCGGAGAAAGCUAUCAAACCGCCUGUCGAGAAGGCGCGCAUCUAUCUCAUCUUGUCAUUCCUGCAUGCCGUGGUUCAAGAGCGUCUCCGAUACGCGCCAACCCUUGGAUGGAAGGGCUUCUGGGAGUUCAACGAUAGUGAUUACGAAUGCUGUAGCUUCAUUGUCGAUACCUGGAUCGACACCGUCGCCCAGGGACGUUCCAACAUCGCUCCUGCCAAGAUACCAUGGGAGAUGAUUACCACUCUCAUCAUUGAGAUGUACGGCGGCAAAAUUGACGAUGAAGCAGACUGGCGUACCCUGGCUUCUAUUGUCCAAGAUUGUAUGACGCCCGCAGCCUUUGAAGACAACUUCAAGCUGGUUAAGGAGACCGAGCACAGCGUGGGUCUGCAACUACCCAGCACUACUGGUUGGAAAGACUUCAUGCAAUGGGUCAACGACCUUCCUGAACGUGAGCCGCCUACGUACUUGGGGCUUCCGGCAAACGCAGAGAAGUUGCUGCUAGUGGGACAGGCGAAGGAGAUGGUGGAGAACCUCAAGAGGGUCACUGAGAUGCUGGAUGAAGGAGAGCAGAUCAUGGCUGAGGCUGAGUCGUAG